CAGUGCCCGGUUUGCCCGGGCGGAGGGGAUGAGGGAGAGAUGCUCGUGGGUUGCGUGUUUGGGGUGUUUAGGAUCUCUCAGUCCAACAAAUGCUUGGUUUAGGGGGAUUGGAUGUUUUAGAUUGGAUAUUAGGGGAGAAUUCUGCACUGGGAAGGUCUCCCACGGGGAAACCCAGGCCCGGCUCGGCUCGGCCUGGGGAGGUGCGGGGCAGUGCCCGGUUUGCCCGCGGGAAGGGAUGAGGGAGCGAUGAGGGAGGGAUGCUCGUGGGUUGCGUGUUUGGGGUGUUUAGGAUCACUCCGUCCAACAAAUGCUUGGUUUAGGGGGUUGGAUGUUAAAAGAGUAGGUUUAGGUUGGAUAUUGAGGGGGAAUUCUGCACUGGGAAGGGGGUGAGGCACUGGGAGAGGUCGCUCAGGGAAGGUGUAGAUCGCCCAUUCCUGGAAGUGUUCAAUGCCAGGGCUUGGAGCAAACUGGGACAGUGGAAGGUUGGAGGUGUUGGAGCAAGCUGGGGCAGUGGAAGGUUGGAAGUCUUGGAGCAAGCUGGGGCAAUGGAAGGUUGGAAGUCUUGGAGCAAGCUGGGGCAAUGGAAGGUUGGAAGUCUUGGAGCAAGCUGGGGCAGUGGAAGGUUGGAGGUGUUGGAGCAAGCUGGAACAGUGGAAGGUUGGAAGUCUUGGAGCAAGCUGGGACAGUGGAAGGUUGGAAGUCUUGGAGCAAGCUGGGGCAGUGGAAGGUUGGAUGUCUUGGAGCAAGCUGGGACAGUGGAAGGUUGGAAGUCUUGGAGCAAGCUGGGGCAGUGGAAGGUUGGAGGUGUUGGAGCAAGCUGGAACAGUGGAAGGUUGGAAGUCUUGGAGCAAGCUGGAACAGUGGAAGGUUGGAAGUCUUGGAGCAAGCUGGAACAGUGGAAGGUUGGAAGUCUUGGAGCAAGCUGGGAUCGUGGAAGGUUGGAAGUCUUGGAGCAAGCUGGGCCAGUGGAAGGUUGGAGGUCUUGGAGCAAGCUGGAACAGUGGAAGGUUGGAGGUCUUGGAGCAAGCUGGGGCAGUGGAAGGUUGGAGGUCUUGGAGCAAGCUGGGGCAGUGGAAGGUUGGAGGUGUUGGAGCAAGCUGGGGCAGUGGAAGGUUGGAAGUCUUGGAGCAAGCUGGGCCAGUGGAAGAUUGGAAGUCUUGGAGCAAGCUGGGGCAGUGGAAGAUUGGAGGUCUUGGAGCAAGCUGGGACAGUGGAAGAUUGGAAGUCUUGGAGCAAGCUGGGGCAGUGGAAGAUUGGAGGUCUUGGAGCAAGCUGGGACAGUGGAAGGUGUCCCUGCCCAUGGCAGGGGGUGGAGUGGGAUGAUCUCCAAGGUCCCCGUCCAACCCAAGCAGUUCUGUGAUUCCUUGAAGGGAAUUCGUCUCUUCGUUCAGCAGGUGGGCUUUGAAAUCCUCCUCCUGUCCCAGCCUUGUGCCUGGAAUGAGAUCGUGGGUGGCUCAAGUGCCACCACAGGUGAAGACACAGACACUCCACUGACUUUGUCCUUCUGAGCUCAGAGACACCUUGAAAACUCUGUUAAAGUGAGCUAAAACCUUGCCAGCAUUAUCCUGCACUCUCCUGUCAGGUGAAGACACACAAACUCCUCUGACUUUGCCCUUCUGAGCUCAGAGACACCUUGAAAACUCUGUUAAAGUGAGCUAAGACCUUUCCAGCAUUAUCCUGCACUCUCCUGUCAGGUGAAGACACACAAACUCCGCUGACUUUGCCUAAAAACUCUGUUAAAGUGAGGUAAAACCUUGCCAGCAUUAAUAUCCUGCACUCUCCUCUCAGGUAAGGAAACACAAACUCCACUGACUUUGUCCUUCUGAGCUCAGAGACACCUUGAAAACUCUGUUAAAGUGAGCUAAAACCUUGCCAGCAUUGUCCUGCGCUCUCCUGUCAGGGAAAUCAGCAGGAAUUGCUCUCUGCCCACUGGAUGCCGCUGUCCCACAGAAAUAUUCAGGAACUUUUCCUUCAGCACCUUCUGGCAGCCGUGGGAGCCACGCCGGGCUCAGCCAGGCUGCCUGGAGCCCUUCUAAAAUGGAAAUGUUUAACUAUUUCUUGUUAUUAUUAGUGUUAGUAUUAGGAUUAGUAUAUAAAUAUAUGAAAUAAACAUAUUUAUUAUUAUUAAUAAUAACAAUAAUGUUUUAUAUUUUCUUUUUCUCCCCCCAAAAAAGAAAUCUCUUUAAUAUUUUGCACUUUCCACGUGGAAAUCUUGGGCCCCUCGAUCCCUUAGUGGUGUUCUGUCAGGGUGAAUAUUGCACAGGAUCAAAAUCUGUUGGUGGGGUAAAAAUGUGUUGGUGACUGAGGGGAAAACAGGCUGGCCAAAAUGUGUUUUCAGGCUCUGGACAGGUAGAAAAUAUCUCUAUAAAAUAGAAAA
Haemorhous mexicanus (house finch) is the source of this 2377-nucleotide messenger RNA. RefSeq lists its product as uncharacterized. Lineage: Eukaryota; Metazoa; Chordata; Aves; Passeriformes; Fringillidae. The record is from RefSeq and is a predicted model, not a curated record. The transcript is spliced from 3 exons. Bases 546 to 1508 code for a protein of 320 amino acids.